Camponotus floridanus (Florida carpenter ant) is the source of this 2263-nucleotide messenger RNA. It is a transcript of the gene Y-e3, whose product is annotated as protein yellow. Bases 21 to 1583 code for a protein of 520 amino acids. NCBI's taxonomy places the organism in Eukaryota, Metazoa, Arthropoda, Insecta, Hymenoptera, Formicidae. Gene Ontology annotation, cellular component: extracellular region. The record is from RefSeq and is a predicted model, not a curated record. The transcript is spliced from 6 exons.
UAGUUCCCGUGCGUUAAUUGAUGCAGAAAAAAGGAGACACUUGCAGGUACGCCUUGUAUACCAUGACCUAUGAAAAGACAUUCUUAUCUCGGACAGAACAGGACUUAGUAAACAGAAGGUAUCCACCUCUCCUUAACGCAUUUCUGUCCGGUGGAGCGGAGAUGUUCGAACGCGUUGAAAAGUUACGCGCCGGCAUGAGAAAUCUUGCAGUCGUUUCUCGGUCGUCCUCUAGUUCGGAGCGUGAAGUCAGAAGAGGACCUCUUGUCUUUUCCAAAUACACAAUGAAACAGGAAACAGGUUGGUUAUUACGAGCCAUUCUAUCGUUUUUACUUCUUGGAAGACCCGAGAGCUUUGAAAAGUUAAAAGUUAUAUAUUCAUGGAAGGUCUUGGAAUUUGACUUUCCAAACGAGCACACCAGAGAACUUGCUAUACAAGAGGGUCGCUUCAUUCCCGGAGCACCGAUACCGAUUGACGUAGAUUUGUCAUUUGAUCACAGAGCUAAACACGGAUCCGUCAUAUUCAUCUCAAUACCAAGAUUUCAAAAUGGAGUUCCUGUCACCCUCGGUUACAUCACGGAAAAGGUUUCUGCUGAGGGAAACCCGAUAAUCGCACCUUAUCCAAAUUGGGAAUUGAAUAGAUUGGGAAAUUGCGACGCGAUCACCAGUGUGUACAGAAUGCAGGUAGACUCGUGCAACAGAUUAUGGGUUCUCGACACUGGCAAGCUGGAGGAACGACAGAUCUGUCAUCCUCAAUUACUGUUAUUCGACCUGCGAACGAAUAGACUUCUAAGUCAGUACAAGUUCCCUAAGGAUCAGUUCAAGGAGGAUUCCCUGUUUGUCACCCUCGUGGUCGACAUUCGCGACGACAAGUGCGACGAUGCCUUUGUCUACAUCGCCGAUGUGACCGGAUUCGGAUUGCUCGUCUAUGAUCAUCGCAAUGUCCGCUCGUGGAGAAUCACCAAUAACCUAUUUUAUCCUUAUCCGCCCUAUGGAACAUUCUACAUCAACGGGCUCACGUUCGAUCUGAUGGACGGCAUUCUGGGACUCGCACUGAGUCCCAGGAAACUGGAUGGCGAUAGAAUCUUAUAUUUCCAUUCCUUGGCCAGCAAAGUCGAAAGUUGGGUACCCACUUCCAUUAUCAGAAAUCAUAGCCUCUUCCACGAUCAUCCCGAUAGCGCACCAAGGUCAUUCCGUUCAUUCCCCAAGGAAAGAUCAUCGCAAUCGGCCGCUCAAGCCAUGGAUCGGAAUGGCAUUCUCUUCUUCGGUCUUCUAUCAGAUACAGCUAUUGGAUGUUGGAACAGUAUAACUCAUCCCGAAUAUGGUGGCAUCGAUAACGAAGUCACUGUCGUCAAUCCCGAGACUUUGCAAUUUUCGUCUGGAGUAAAGAUCAUCAAAACAAAAAAUGGCCGGCAGGAGCUGUGGGUGCUUACGGUGCCGUUCCAGAAGUACAUGACCGGGACCAUGAACGCGAACGAGACCAACUUUCGGAUACUGGCUGGUUACGUAGACGAGCUCGUUCGCGGCACCAAGUGUAACGGUGGUUUCGAUCGCAAUCGCGCUUACGAGACGGUCGCUUCCGAUUGAAGAUCGUGGCACCGCGGGGAGUUCGACGAUUCGCGUUCUGAUCACGCGGUGGCACCGAUUGUCCGCAAGUAUCCCAGUUUCUUCGCGGAUUUUCAUUAUCAUCACCACUACCACCACCACUACCACCACCCACCACCGCUAUGGUAUCGAUUUCCAAGAUUAUUCGCCAGACCAUUUUUCUCUUCGAAAGCGAUCUAUCCUCGACCUCAGGUCGAUUACACCAUCAUUAUCGAUUACGAUUGAAGAACGCGCGACACUAAACGUACCUACGACAUUCCAGGCGACGAAGAACGAAUAGAGCCCGCUUAUUUAGAAGUUCUAUGAAUUUUUUAGAGCUUAUGAGCUCGAUAAGCCAUUAAGCUUUCACUGCUCGUGGUGCCAAUUACAGUUAUUAUUCUGCUUACAGUUAUUUAUCAUGAGAAUAAUCACCGUUCCUACUAAUUGUUUUUUUAGUUUUAUUGAAAAUAGUGGACAAUAAGUAUCUGGAGAGUAUCAUUGAACUGUGACAAAUGUAUUUUUAAUUUCUCAUUGCGUAUCAUAUUUAUAUAAUCCAGUGUAAUAAACAUGUUCAUUUCUACCGCAGAAAUAUUUAUCAAUUACAUUUAUUACGUAAUAAGAAUAAUAAAAUUUAUUGUACAAAGUUAUAGUGAUGUACGUUGAAGCUGGAAGCUUCGUAUUUA